Prorocentrum cordatum is the source of this 392-nucleotide messenger RNA. Lineage: Eukaryota; Dinophyceae; Prorocentrales; Prorocentraceae. The record is from the annotation of a GenBank genome assembly.
GAUGGCGCGGCCCCUGCUGGCCCUGGCGCGGCGGAGAUGGCCGAUGCGGCGAGCUCGCAGCAGCAGGCCCUGAUGAAGGUGCUCGGAGACGAGGUGAAGUUGAGCAUGGGCAGCAAGAUGCCAGCGCCCCCGAAGGAUGUCACGUCCGUUGCCUCGCUCGGCGAGCAGUUGCUCGAGAUGUUUCAGCAGAUGCACGAUGAGGGCGGCUGGGGUGACAACGAUCAAGCAGCCGAGCCUGAAGCUGAAUCCGAAGGCGGUAAAGCUCGCGACGAGAUUCUCGAGGAGUGCAAGGCUAACAACUUCUACGUGAAAUCGAAGACGCCAAUGUACCGACGGUUCUGGCGUUGGUUGGUAGACACGCCAGGUGAGUGGGAGAAGUACAACAAGCUGAA